AUGAGGGUUGAUUUUGUUGAAAGGAAUCUGUUCGUCACUCCCGGAGGAGGGGCAGCCUCUUCCUCUUCCGGCAGCUCUGCCGUGGCCCGCCCUCCCGAUGCCGCUGUCAGGCCUGUCGAGACAGAUCUUGAUGUGCCUACCUUCAUCAUGUACGGGGCGAACACCGCCGGCAUCGCUUCCGGAAAUCUGCAGAAAGCCAUCAGCGAAGCCUUCCCGGAGCAGUUUGCUGACAUUGAGCGGCAGAUGAGUCAAGCUCCGCCACAUGACGGCUUCGGAAACGGCGAGGUAUUCGUGAGCCACGAAAGCAGCAACAUCCGGCUUCUGGCCGUGUCCCUCUUUCCGCGGUCCAGCGAGGGCCCCGCGGCAGUGCGCCGAGGCGCUGCAGAUGCCUUACGUGCAGCCCAGGCGCUGACAGGCCCAAGCUUUCGCGUCGUCACCCAUGCACUGGGCAGCUUCACCGGACAUCCCCGCAUCUCAGCUGCAAUUGCAGCCUCGGGGUCUUGCGUUCCCUGGCUGAGCACACAGAACGCAGUGCAGAGUAUUCGCUUUCUCCUGGUCCUUUACGACAGCCCGUACCGGUGUCUUGCAGCUUGUGCAGUGGCUCUGCGCCUGUGCAGCAUGUUGGUUGCGAUCAUGACUGCGAGGCAGGUAAAAAACACUUUUCUGCACUGGUACGAUGCUGACCAGUCAGCCCCACGCCGAUCUCGCUCGGCCGAUGUGCAGAGAACCCCGACGACAGACCUGUCUGACUACCAGGAUUGUGUGCAGAAGCUGAACAAGAUCGCGGCGGCGCCGGAGAGCCCCAAAGAGCUGUUGGCGCCGCAAAAUGAGCAGUCGCCUGCAGCGCCAUCUGUGGAGGAGCUCCGUACGUUGCAGCGCAAGAUUGCCGAGUGUGCAGGUUUCCCGUCGAAAGACUCUUCGCAGGGACUCUCCUCAAAGCGUAUCCUCUCGAGUAGCUCCGUGAGCACCAUGGCUUCGGAGUCGGAGGACUACUCCAUCUCCACCAAGGUGAAUCCGAUGCGUAAGGACUUCUCGAGUGGCUCGGUGAGCUCGAUGUGCUCGGAGCUCUGGGCAGACUGCCAAGACGACGGAGGCAUGGCAGCGAUCGAGAUCGGCCCCAUCAUCGAGGAGGAGGAGCGCGACAAUCCGCGGGUGGCUGCUGCCAAGGAUGGCAGCAAGGCCGAGUUCACGCACAACCAGGUUCCCAAAACCGUGAAUCUGGCUGCUGAAUUCUCCAAAACGCCGCUUCGAACCCCUCCAACCACGAUGAUGAUUCGUAACAUCCCCAACCGCUACACACAACGGGAGUUCGUGCGCGAGUUGGAUGGGCUUGGCUUUGCAGGAACAUACGACUUCCUGUACCUGCCAAUUGACAAGGGCACCCUGUGCAAUGUUGGCUAUGCUUUUGUGAACUUCUUGGAGCCGAUCCCCGCCCAGCGCUGUAUGGAGGUCUUCCACAACUACAUCUUCCAGCGCUACCGUAAGGUGCGUGGCAAGAUCGCAGCUGUGUCCAUCGCCCACAUCCAGGGUCUGGAAGCCAACAUGCGUCACUACGAGAACUCGGCCGUGAACAUGGCCCCACGCAUCAAGCAGCAGCGCGGUCCUCUCAUCAUCCCGCGCGGAAGCACGGGAAGCGAGAUUUGCCCAUGA
Molecule: messenger RNA, 1650 nt
Organism: Symbiodinium sp. CCMP2592
Lineage: Eukaryota; Dinophyceae; Suessiales; Symbiodiniaceae
Source: the annotation of a GenBank genome assembly